ACCAAUUGUCUGCUUCGAAGGGUUGAUUGGCCACUGGGACCAAAGCUGUUUGCUCUGCUGGCUAUUCGAAGUUGCGUCGCCUUCGGACGUCACCCAAAGCACCUUAGACCCAAACUACACGAUGGCCAAGAGUCUGCGCUCCAAGAUCAAGCGAAAGUUCCGUACGGAGCUGCGCAAGCGCAUCGGCGUGCCGCACCAGGCGAUUCAGGAGGCCAAGAUCCAGGAAAACCUCAAGAAAGCCAUUGCAGCUCAGGGCACUGGCAAGUCGGUGGCAAGUCUCAAGAAGCUCAUGGGCGCCUCAGUGCCCGUAGCAAGCAGCGAGAUCACUGGAGUGGUGAAGGAACAGACCCCGGCGGAGGCUGAGGCCGCUCUACUGAACCAGGAGGCCGACGCUACCAUGGAGGACGUCAAGAAGGCUAAGAAGGACAAGAAGAAGACCAAGAAGCGGAAAUCCAAGUUUGUGCACUUCCACCAGCUGCGCAAGAAGGGCGUGUAAGCUCGACGAAAGCCUGGAAAUGACGCGCGACCAAAGGGCGAUCGAUUUGCAUCAGGGACGAGAAGUGGGUGCUAUCGGGCGCUGUUACUCUGUAAUCUGCUAUUAUCCAGUUUAUUUUAUGACUGUUAUCGUGUGCUAGUCGUCCCAGUCAGAAGCCUCUGUCGCUGGCUGAAACGCGACUUGUUUGUCGUAUUGAAAGCCUUCUUGGUCUGGGCGGAUAAUGUUUUGCUCGAAGACCAGGUCCAUCUUCUGCUUCACCUGCUUGAGCUGCAUCUCAGACACGCGGUUGUAGUCUGCCUGUGGUAGAAUGGGUGCCGACGUAGCUUCUUGAGCUGUGGUUUGAUGAUCAACAAGCCUCCGAACCAGGCGAACAAGCUGCGCU
Molecule: messenger RNA, 878 nt
Organism: Phytophthora nicotianae INRA-310
Lineage: Eukaryota; Oomycota; Peronosporomycetes; Peronosporales; Peronosporaceae
Exons: 2
Coding region: 122-496 (124 amino acids)
Source: RefSeq, a predicted model, not a curated record